Adineta steineri is the source of this 1593-nucleotide messenger RNA. The record is from the annotation of a GenBank genome assembly. Lineage: Eukaryota; Metazoa; Rotifera; Eurotatoria; Adinetida; Adinetidae.
AUGCGAAUAUAUAUAAUAUUACUACUCAUUGUAUCAUUGUAUUAUCGUGGUACAGUUGCUCUUCAACUUGAAUUUUAUCCGGGUACACAAGCUUAUCAUCAAACAGGUUCUCGUUUUAAUAAUACGGCUUGGAUAGUUGUUAGUCAAGAUCCAUCAGAAAGAUAUCUCACAUAUGGACCUUAUACAAAUGCAUGGAAUACAACAGCAUCAUCGCGCGUUGAUUUCUAUUUAGGAGUAGACAAUAUUACCGGUGAUUCAUCAAACUUAUUAACUGUUGAUGUGAAUGAUGCAGAUUUAGAUCAUAUAUUGAUGAGUAGAAAUAUUUCUCGUCUUGAUUUUGGUUAUGGUAAUAUUCAAUCACAAAUUUUUUCUCUUUAUUUUACAAGUACUAUUGGACAUAAACUAGAAUUUCGUGUAUUUUAUCAUUGCUGUAGUAGUAUUGUUCAUUAUAAAACAGUUGUAAAUGAAUUAGAUGGUGGUGGAUUAGCUGAUAUUUUUAUUGGUCAAGCAGGAUUAGAAUUAGUUAGUUCGUCAGUAUUUCCUACUCCUCAAGGUGAUCCAAGUUCUACAGCUAUGUGGAAUGUAGGUACAUAUAUCAAACCAUUGGAUGGAAGAUGGUAUGUUUUUUAUAGAGAAGGUUUCUAUGCACCGACUCCAGCUUUUUGCAAUGGUAUCGUACCAUUAACACGUAUUGCUGUUCGAAAUUCAACAGAUUUUGGAAAGACAUGGUCGGAACCAGCUGUUGUUGCUCUUCCUGGUAAUUCAACUUUUGAUAAUUGUGCAGCACUUGAUGGAGCACCUUUCUUCGAUAAUGACACAGAUUCAUGGCAUUAUCUAGCUCAAUGUAUUGGUAAUAAUCGACGUUGGUCUCUUUGUCAUUAUUCAAGAUCUGGACGUAACCCUAUGUCAGGUCCUUUUAUACCUAAUCCAAAAAAUCCUGUUGUUCAAGGUGGACAGUUAUGGAGUAGAAUCUGUUCCGGUACAGGAAAACAUUGCACAUUAACUAUGUAUGAUGAAGGCACACCUGAAAUUAUAGAAAAAAUGAAUGGUUGGUUCUAUAUUACUUUUCAUGGUUGGGAUGGACCUAAUAAUAAAGCUGCUCGUGGUAUGGCUCGUACUCGAGAUUUUGUUAACUAUGAUGUAGCCGGUUAUGAUCUUCCGAAUGAUGCAAUAUUCUCUCCAUUGGAUUGUAAUACAUGGAAUAUUACAUGGAAUCCGAAAAGUUUAUGUGUCGGUGGAGGUGAAGGUAGUAUGGUCAAAUCAGGAGAUUAUUUUUAUCAUUUAAUUGAAGCUCCUGAUGGAACAUUAAAUUGUGAUACGACAUUAGGAGAACAAAAUUGGGUAUUAGGUUUAUUAAGAUCACCUACAUUAAGUGCUCGAUCAGGUGAAUGGGAACAAAUACAUUUUAAUCCUGCAUUUAAACCUGCUAAAAAAUAUGGUUGUGGUUUACAAUAUCAUAGAAUUUUUCGUGAUGAUAAUGAUUUCUUCUUCUCUAUGUUUGUUAUUGAUUUUGGAGUUAACAAUUUAACAAUGAAAAUAUGGAAGGUUGUACCUGGAAAAACUAAUUUUCCAGUUAUUGUUGGUUAUCCAUAG